Entamoeba invadens IP1 is the source of this 855-nucleotide messenger RNA. RefSeq lists its product as hypothetical. The transcript has a single exon. The record is from RefSeq and is a predicted model, not a curated record. Bases 1 to 855 code for a protein of 284 amino acids. Lineage: Eukaryota; Evosea; Mastigamoebida; Endamoebidae.
AUGAAGCGAGCACGACGGGAUAAACACCGUGACGAUAACGCGAAGAAGGCUUAUCCAAGAGAACAAUUUGCGUUGGAUAGAGAAGGAAAAAGAUUGUUCCACGGAGCAUUUGAGGGAGGAAACGUGAAGGAAGCAAACGACUAUCAGGAGGACACGUAUGAGGGGAGUUCCGCCAUAUCAAAAAUGCGGAACGACAAAAAACAAGAUGUGAAAUUUCUUGGAAUCAAUGAUAUAAUAGACCAAAAUGAUGGAACAGAUUUUUUGAAAAAAGAGCUGGAGAUUGAGAAGUUGAUGAAAAACGAGAGAAUGAGUUAUACCGAGGCGGAACGAUUUAUUGAGGAAAUUGGAUGGGAUGGAACGGAGGAGAUAUUUGUGAAAAGAAGAAAAGGAACCAGUAGUGAUUAUGAAGUGACUUUCGGCAGACAAUCCCAGAAUCAAGCGCCUCUUUCCCAGAGCGAAGAAACGAUUAAAAUCGAUUUUGCGAGUGGAAAAGAGACUAUUGAACAGAUUGUUGCCAAAAACGAAAAGGAAAUUAAAACCAGAUUUUCUGAACUUAAAAUUAAACACGAAUUUGAAGAUACGAAAGUGCAAAAAAGGUACGAAGACUAUUUAACGCUACUUGCUGCCAACAAGAAUCCAACCAAAUACACUCUCAAAAACCGUCACGAGUUCAGUGGAGUUGCUAUUGGUUCAAUUCUGUCUUCGAAGAAUGAGAAGAGUACUUCAUGGCUUGAUAAGUUCAUAGAGAAACAGGAAAAGUCUAAAACUGUCGGUGAACCACCAAAAAGUGGUGAUAGUCAUACAGUGAGUCACUUCGUAGUGACUGAUAUAGUUCGGAAAAGGUUCAUGUUAUAG